AUGUCCCUCAUCCUGCAACCAGUCACAGAAAGCGAUAUUCCAUCCCUCUCAGAACUCUGGUACAAAUCCUUUAGUAUACCCAUCAACCUCCUCAUGUUCCCAAACACACCAGGCAUCCGAGCAUGGUGGAACGAAGCCAACGGGCACGAUCUGCUCCACAACCCGCAUCGAAAAUACCUCAAAGUUGUCGAUCCCGUGCCCGUGCCUGGUGCCGUGGUUGCAUACGCUAAAUGGGACCUGGACCCACAGCAUAGUGGCGCGCGUUUUCCCGAGUGGCAUACGGAGUCCGAUCGGGAGACUUGUGAUCAGGUUUUUACUGUUUUAGACAAAGAGAAGAAAGAAUUUUUUGGGGAGCGGAGAUUUUACUAUUUGGACAUGCUGGUUGUGGAUCCGGCGUAUAGGGGACGGGGCGCAGCUGCGAUGUUAAUUCAGUGGGGCUGUGAGCUUGCGGAUCAGGAAGGUGUUCCUGUGUAUCUGGAUGCGCACAUUGAUGCUGCUCCGAUGUAUCGGAGGUUCGGGUUCAAAGAUCGCGAUAAGGUGGUCACUUCUGAAGGGGCAGUUUCGAUGAUUCGAGAGCCUGGGACUAAGUAG
Messenger RNA from Penicillium pulvis, 591 nucleotides. RefSeq lists its product as uncharacterized. Gene Ontology annotation, molecular function: acyltransferase activity, transferring groups other than amino-acyl groups. The transcript is spliced from 2 exons. Lineage: Eukaryota; Fungi; Ascomycota; Eurotiomycetes; Eurotiales; Aspergillaceae. The coding region runs from base 1 to 591 and encodes 196 amino acids. The record is from RefSeq and is a predicted model, not a curated record.